Polistes canadensis is the source of this 698-nucleotide messenger RNA. RefSeq names its product 26S proteasome non-ATPase regulatory subunit 9. NCBI's taxonomy places the organism in Eukaryota, Metazoa, Arthropoda, Insecta, Hymenoptera, Vespidae. Gene Ontology annotation, cellular component: nucleus; cytoplasm. The coding region runs from base 7 to 651 and encodes 214 amino acids. The record is from RefSeq and is a predicted model, not a curated record. Gene Ontology annotation, biological process: proteasome regulatory particle assembly. Gene Ontology annotation, molecular function: protein binding. The transcript is spliced from 4 exons.
GGGUUGAUGAAAAUAAAAGAAAAAAUAAAAAUGGUGGUCGACAUGGAACUCCAAGAAGCAAAAGAUGCGGUUCUUCAGCUUAUGAAGGAUAAAGAUAAAAUCGAAUUAGACAUACGUAUGUUUAAAGAUAUAUUGGAUAAUAACAAUGUGGGUAUGAAUGAUGCUCUGGUAGAUUCUGAGGGGUAUCCAAGACAGGAUAUUGAUGUCUAUCAAGUUAGACAUGCAAGGAAUCGGAUAAUAUGCCUUACAAAUGAUCACAAAGCAUUGAUGACAAAAAUAGAAGCGGGUUUACAUAAAGUACAUUCUCUAUCUGGGAAUCAAGCGCAGGAGGCUUCAACCACCAGCGAUAUCGUUGAACCAUUUUCAUCAGAACCUUUUUUGAGAGUAAAUUUAGUCUCUCCUUCUUCUCCAGCUGAACUAGCAGGGAUUCAAGUCAAUGAUUUGAUCAUUGAGUUUGGUUCUAUUAAUUAUAAAAAUUUUAAAUCCUUAAAGGAUAUCGCAACAUUAGUUGAGCACAGUAGGUAUAAGUCUUUAGAUAUAAAACUUAAGCGUGGAUCAAAUAUCUUUGCCCUGACUUUAAUACCACGUCCUUGGAUUGGCAAAGGUUUAAUGGGAUGUAAUGUAAUACCUCUGGAAAUUGUUGAAAGAUAAAUUGUUAUUUUAUAAAGUAUAAGAAACGUAAUUAUUAUUAUUAUAUA